AUGUCUCUCUUCCCCGAAGAACAUCUUGACUCUCCCUUAGGCUACUUCCCCGGCCAGCUGCAUCAAACUCUUCAAAAUGGUCGUUGGAGGAUCAUUCGUAAGUUAGGCUGGGGCCCGCGCUCGUCGACGUGGCUUGCGAUCGACACUCAAGAUGCGGACAAGAUCGAGGCGAUUAAAAUCUUCACCGUAUCCGCAACAGAAGAUAAAUCAGCAGAGAAAGAGCGCAAUCUCUUCCAACAGAUCCUGAAUGGUAUCCGGGCAAGCAUUCCGCAGUUUGAAGGUAGUUUCGAGGAGGAGAGUACAAAAGGGAAGCACAUGUGUCUCGUAUUUGAGAAUCUCUCGCCUUCUGUGGAGGCGCUACGGCUCGGCAAUAGAAGCUCCCGAUACCUGCUGUUACACAUCGUCAAAAAGAUUGUCGCAGAUUUGCUUGAAAUCCUCUGCGAGCUGAGUGAUUUCUGGAUCGUUCAUGGCGCUCUAAUCGCCGACAAUGUGCUCUUUCUAUCUGCAUCAAAUGCCGAUGAUAUAAGGGAUAGAAUCAAAGAUUCUCCCCCUGCUGCCGUCGAAAAUGUCACGACCGCCAAUGGGACGGUCCAUCCGAUUGUUAGAUCACAGCCGCUGAACCACGGCUUCAAGUGGAACGACACACGGUCAGACUUUGCUUUUUCUUCAAUUUACCUGUGCAACUUUGGCCACGCCUACAAGGCCACCAAAUCUAGUGACUUCAAACAGGACGUCUGGGCGCUAGGACUGAUGACGUAUGAGCUCAUCACUGGCACACGACUCUUCCCGACGCUCGAGAAAGGCGCUCCUUCAACUGUGUGCGACAAAUUUACCACGAUUUCUAAGAUUGAAGAAUUGCUUUCCGCGAGCAAGAACAAGCUGCCAGAGAAGGACAUCCUCCAAGCUGCCUCUCUCAUUAGUUCCUGUCUUACCUUAGACAUUAACAAACGUCCCCAAGCAUGUGAUCUGAUUGGACACGAGUGGGUGAAGGGCGGCAUGGUGUGCUCGUGUGGAUGGUGCUUGGAGGAUGGGAUUUAA
Messenger RNA from Cyclocybe aegerita, 1038 nucleotides. Lineage: Eukaryota; Fungi; Basidiomycota; Agaricomycetes; Agaricales; Hemipholiotaceae. The record is from the annotation of a GenBank genome assembly.